Molecule: messenger RNA, 1032 nt
Organism: Pichia membranifaciens NRRL Y-2026
Lineage: Eukaryota; Fungi; Ascomycota; Pichiomycetes; Pichiales; Pichiaceae
Exons: 1
Coding region: 1-1032 (343 amino acids)
Source: RefSeq, a predicted model, not a curated record
AUGGUUGAUUUAGACAAGCAUAAUGUGGUACCAUACUUUACAUCACUGGGGAUGUUCAUCAUAGAUGAGAUCAGUUUCCCCACGUUCAAAAUUGACGGAAUAUUAGGCGGCGGUGGUACCUUUGCUAUAUGCGGAUCUCGAAUGGUUUUGAAGCAUUUUGAAUCUAAGAAAUCGGCAUGGAUUGUUGAUAUCGGAAAUGACUGUCCCAAUGAGAUUUUGGAAGAGCUUAAAUCAUGGGACAGCGGAACAAUAUUCAGAUAUGAUUACACCAGAAAAUGUACGAGAGGUUGGAAUGGAUAUGGAGAAAAUGAAUUUAGAAGUUUUAAAUAUCUUACUCCCAAGAAAAGAAUCACAGUUGAUGAUCUGAAAGAGUAUCCUUGGAUGUUAGAGAGUAACUCGUUUCAUUUCGUAUGCUCUCCAAAACGGUGUGUAGAUUUAUUACGUGAGUUUAGUGAAUUGUCCUCCACAAAAAUUGCUAAUCCCGAUCCAGUCAUUGCGUGGGAACCAAUACCAGAUUGUUGCACUCCGGAGUUUUUACCUGAAACCUUGAGCAUUCUCAACCGAGUAGAUAUCCUCACCCCAAAUGCUGCAGAAUGUGCUAGCUUUUUUGGCGAAUUGGAGCCUCAGGAUAAACAGAACUGUGAAAGAAUUGCAAGAAAGUUUCUUGACUACAUGACUAAAACUAAUAGUGGGAUUGUUUUGAGGUGUGGAAGCUUGGGGAGUCUGUUAAUUGAAUCAAAGCACAAGUUCAUCAAAUGGUUCCCACCAUACCAUCACAAAACAAGCGACUCAAGUAACAAAGUGAUAGAUCCAACCGGUUGCGGUAAUACAUUUGUUGGAGCUUUAGCAACUGCUUUCAUUAAAUUCAAUAGAAACUUUGAAGUGGCCUGUGUAUAUGCUACAAUUGCAAGCGGGGCUUGUAUUGAGCAACAUGGGUUACCAAAGCUAACAAAAUCAGACACAAACGAAGAAUUGUGGAAUGGAAUUAGUGUAGACGAGCGUUUGAAGAAUUAUAAGAAUAAAUUUCCCUAA